AUGGCUGGGAGGGAAGUCGUCGUCGUGAUCGACAGUGCGCCGAGGGCGCAGCGCAAUGUCUGGAUGGGGGAUUGGAGGACGUGGGUGCCGUUCUACUUCCCGCGCAGCUUUCGCGGCGACUUCGGCUGGUCCCCCGACUUGAUGAGCGCGAAGAGGGCUCUCCUCGCCGAGGUGUCGACCUUGCGCGCCGCGUUCGGCCCUAACGACACGGCGAAGCUCGUGCUCCACGGCGACCGCGGGGACAAAUUCGAGGAGAGCUUCCGCCUCAACGAGGACCCGCAGUUGGCAAGAUGCGACCGCGAGAAGCAGCGCAUCGCGAUCGAGCGCGGCAACUACGAGGACGACGACCAGCUGAAGCGCGCCAACCAGCUCGCGAUCGGUCGCGACGGCAAGGGGGACGACGGCCAAACGAAGUGGGAGAGCUACGACGAGUCCAAGUGGGUCGAUUACGACGACCAGAGGGUUAACGAGAGCUCCCGCGAGACGGACAAGUCCUACGAGACCGUCGGGUGCGGGUUCAUGCGCAAGUAG
Messenger RNA from Prorocentrum cordatum, 531 nucleotides. NCBI's taxonomy places the organism in Eukaryota, Dinophyceae, Prorocentrales, Prorocentraceae. The record is from the annotation of a GenBank genome assembly.